Molecule: messenger RNA, 930 nt
Organism: Aspergillus tubingensis
Lineage: Eukaryota; Fungi; Ascomycota; Eurotiomycetes; Eurotiales; Aspergillaceae
Product: nitroreductase family protein
Exons: 3
Coding region: 1-930 (309 amino acids)
Biological process (GO): cellular response to oxidative stress
Source: RefSeq, a predicted model, not a curated record
AUGCGGUUACAUCUCCUGGGAUUGAUCGGGAUCUGUCUAGCGGGACUUGCAUUAUUGGUCUUUACCGAGAAUAUCAUUACUAGUAAUCUCUUUGCUGCGACGACACAUACAAAUAUCAUGGCUGUCCCGAGGGUUCUUGCUCGUCGGGUUUUCCGUUCAUCUUCUUCGUUGUUUGGAUUACGGGGCAAUAAUCUUGCUGCUGUUAAUACGCCUUCGCCUUUGGUGACUACUGCUGCUGCUUCUGCUACUUCUGCUGUUAGAUCGUUUUCGUCGACUGGGUCAGUGAAGAUGCCUUCUCAUAUGCCUAGCUCUGGUGCGCUCGUGGAUUUGGCCAAGGGUCGCCAUUCCAUCUACAAGCUCGGGAAAAAUAGCCCCGUGCCGGACGAGAAGAUCGAGGAGCUUGUCAAUCAAGCUAUUUUGAAUGUCCCUAGUGCGUUUAAUACGCAAUCGACCAGGUUGGUUGUUCUGCUGCAUAAGGAGCAUGAGCGCCUCUGGGAUAUCACGAUGGAUUUGUUCCAGGCCCGUGUGAAGGAGGGGACGCUGCCUGAGGAGAUGUGGAAGAAUCAGACGCAGCCGAAGUUGCAGGGGUUUAAGAAUGGAUUGGGAACUAUUCUCUUCUAUGAAGACCCCGCGCACAUCGAGCCUUUCAAGGAGAAGUUCCCUACCUACAAGGACCAGUUCGAGCCUUGGGCCCACCAUACUAAUGCUAUGCAUCAGUACUUCUUGUGGAUCGGUCUUGAAUCUCUUGGUUUCGGUGCCAACUUGCAGCAUUAUAACCCGCUUAUCGAUGCUCCUGUGGCCAAGCAGUGGGAUAUCCCUACUGACUGGCGGCUUAUCUCUCAGUUGGUGUUCGGUAGUCCCGAGGUAGAGGGCCAGGAGAAGCCGAAGAAGCCCGUUGAGGAGAGAGUGAAGGUUUAUGGCAAGUUGUAA